Molecule: messenger RNA, 421 nt
Organism: Actinia tenebrosa (Australian red waratah sea anemone)
Lineage: Eukaryota; Metazoa; Cnidaria; Anthozoa; Actiniaria; Actiniidae
Molecular function (GO): protein binding
Source: RefSeq, a predicted model, not a curated record
AUUUUUACGGUGAUACAUGUGUCUCUAUUAAGUGAACAUCACACAAGUUCCUGAAGAUGUCCGCUUAUAACUUUUAUUUUGCUGGUGAUAAUGGUAGGGGAUGUUUGAUUAUUUUUCAGCAAUAUUUUUCUCCCAUUGACACAAGUGGUCAUUCUUUGCUCACAAAUUAUACAUUCAAACAUGGUGUUGAACAGCAGUCUAUCUUGCAUCAAGACAAAACAUACUUAAACGUCGAGGACGCAGAAGAGAAAAUUCGUGCGCCGGCAGCGAUCGCUUCUCAAGCUGCCAUUCUCAAGUAUUUUGUGGAGACCAGACUGGAUCAGACGUUUGAAGGGUUCUUAGGUCAACUGUUAAGUAGCAGUUGCCUCCCUCCAAACCCUUAUCCAAGAUUAGUCUCUCAUCUUCGCGUUGCUUCUGUCAG